AUGUCGACGCCGACGACAGCGACGGCGACGCUGCCGCAUUACAGCCCGCACCAGCAUUUCCGCUAUCCACACCAUCAGCACCCGCACCAGGCCUACCCGCAACCAAAUUCCUCCUCCUUCCGCGCAGCGAACCCAAUCCUCCCACCCGCCUCCCGCCUCGCCUAUCCUUCGCCAGGCUACUCUUCCGCUGCGAGCCACACAUCAGGGAAUGGAGUAGCUGCCGUGGCCUCGGACCACGCGAGACUCGCUCCGCACGAAACCGCUGACGGCACCUCCCGACUCGACCACCUCUACACAACCGCCAUGCCCUCGAAUAACUCGCAGACCCAGGCCCAGCCUGCGUCUGAGGCGCAACCUCCGCGCAAAAAACGACGAUCGAGAGAACCAGACUGGAAAACAUUUUACAAAAAUGGUUUGCCCAAGGAAAUCAUCGUCAUUGACGACACCCCCGAGCCCGAGCGGUCGAGUGCAGCGGCCGCUACUUCGCAGGCCCUACCAACCACUCGGCAACAUGCCGCGACCGGCGGUGCGCCCGGGUCCUCGGCCAAAAAACGGAAGCGGGAUGAAGAGCCUACGCCUUACGAUCCCGUCCACCACAGCGCCGCCCUUGGGUCUCACACACCGAGUAAAUCUACAGCCGCCAGCGACCGGACAAACUCGGCUCUUCACACGACCGCAGCGACUUCUUUGGGAUCUCUGUCAUCAAAUGGCCAGUACGAGUACGAGACCCAACCCGGCCAAAAACGAAAGAGGACAACCCGCCAGCAACUAGCCAACGAGGCAAGGCGUCGCGAAGCCGCGACAUAUACUGAUGCCCUCGCCCACUAUCGGCCACCCCCAUAUCCCCCCAAAAAGGCUCGCGACGUCCAUAUCAAAGUAGUGCCCGAUCCCCCGGGAACGAAGAACAUACGCGUUGACGACGAUGACGGCCAUUACAUCGUGGUUCCGGAUAACGACCUGACCGAACGAUACCAAAUGGUGAAACUUCUAGGGCAGGGGACGUUUGGCAAAGUUGUGCAGGCUCGGGAUCGACGGUCCGAUAAACUCGUCGCCAUCAAGAUUAUCCGCUCCGUGCAAAAGUACCGCGAAGCCAGCAAGAUUGAGCUGCGAGUCCUGGAGACGCUCCGGGCCAACGACGAAGAAAACCGGAACCGCUGCAUUCACUUCCGGGAUUGUUUCGACUACCGCGGCCACAUCUGCAUCGUCAUGGACCUUCUCGGCCAAAGUGUUUUCGACUUCUUGAAGAGCAACAACUUUGUGCCCUUCCCCAACAGCCAGAUCCAGAAUUUUGCUCGCCAGUUAUUAACCAGCGUUGCAUUUCUUCACGACCUCAACUUGAUCCACACUGAUCUGAAGCCGGAAAACAUUUUGCUAUGCCACAAUGCCUACCAGACGUUCACCUACAACAGGAGGAUACCUUCGGCCAGCACCGGUAGUAACAACCGCCAAGCUAGUCAGAGACGGGUUCUCUUGGACACCGAGAUUCGCCUGAUCGAUUUUGGUUCUGCGACUUUUCAAGACGAGUAUCACUCCUCGGUCGUGUCGACUCGCCACUACCGGGCUCCCGAGAUCAUUCUUGGGCUCGGGUGGUCAUAUCCUUGUGAUAUUUGGAGCAUUGGUUGUAUUCUGGUGGAGUUCUUCACCGGCGACGCCCUCUUCCAAACGCACGAUAACCUCGAGCAUCUGGCUAUGAUGGAAGCAGUCGUCGAUACUAGAAUCGACCCAGCUCUGGUCCAGCAGGUGAAUCGGAUGACCAGGAACGGCGGAAACCCCGCUUCCAAAUACUUCAAGCGCCUCAAGUUGGACUAUCCCAUGCCUGAUACAACACGAGCAUCUAGAAGAUUCGUUAAAGCCAUGAAAAAACUACGGGAUAUCAUCCCGCCUACUUCGAAGUUCUUGAAGGAGUUCCUGGAUCUCCUCGAAAAAAUCUUCGUCUAUGACCCCGCGCAGCGCAUCACCGCCAAACAGGCCCUUCAACAUCCCUGGUUCCGCGAGGUCGCACAUCCCGAUGACGGAACGGAAGCAGCCAGAAUCCGGGCCGAUAAGCAACGGAUGCUUGAGCGGGAGGUGUCCGGGGCCAGCCAUGCUCAUGCCUUGGAGGAGAGGUCGAUAAGGAGGUGA
Messenger RNA from Dichotomopilus funicola, 2121 nucleotides. Its product is annotated as kinase-like domain-containing protein. The transcript is spliced from 6 exons. Gene Ontology annotation, cellular component: nucleus. The record is from RefSeq and is a predicted model, not a curated record. The coding region runs from base 1 to 2121 and encodes 706 amino acids. Gene Ontology annotation, molecular function: protein serine/threonine kinase activity; ATP binding. Lineage: Eukaryota; Fungi; Ascomycota; Sordariomycetes; Sordariales; Chaetomiaceae. Gene Ontology annotation, biological process: regulation of RNA splicing; protein phosphorylation.